ACUUACAUCGGGAAUGUGGUGAUCUCAGUGAACCCGUAUCAGCCCCUGCCCAUUUACACAGAAGAGACGGUGGAACAGUAUAAGAACUGUAACUUCUUUGCCGUAAAGCCCCACAUCUAUGCCAUAGCUGAUGAUGCUUACCGCUCCCUGAGAGACCAGGACAAAGACCAGUGUGUCCUUAUCACAGGCGAGAGCGGAGCUGGCAAAACAGAGGCCAGCAAGCUAGUGAUGUCCUAUGUGGCAGCUGUAUGUGGGAAAGGGGAGCAGGUGAACCGGGUCAAGGAACAGCUGCUGCAGUCAAACCCUGUCCUGGAAGCCUUUGGGAAUGCAAAAACCAUCCGUAAUGACAACUCCUCAAGAUUUGGCAAAUACAUGGACAUUGAGUUUGACUUCAAGGGUGAUCCUUUGGGUGGUGUCAUCAGCAAUUACCUGCUGGAGAAAUCCCGGGUGGUCCAUCAUGUCAAGGACGAGAGGAACUUUCAUAUCUUCUACCAGCUCCUGUCUGGAGGCUCUGAUCAGCAGCUCAAACGGCUGAAGCUAGAGAGAGACUGCAGCCUUUACAGCUAUCUCAACAAGGAGGCCCCAAGCCUGCAUGGCGUGGACGAUGCUGCCAACUUCAGGGCUGUUCAGGAUGCCAUGAAGGCCAUUGGCUUCUCCUCAGCAGAGGUGACUGCGGUGCUGGAGGUGGUCGCUGUUGUCCUCAAACUGGGCGAUGUGCAGCUGAGCGAGCAAUUUCAAGCCAGUGGCGCAGAGUCCUGUGGAAUCCAGAAUGAACAAGUGAUACGGGAUAUCUGUCAGCUGAUCCAGUUGGAUGAAUCUGUAUUGGAAAAUGCUUUGUGCUGUCGGACUGUGGAGACCCAUCAGGAGAAGGUGGUGACAACUUUGAGGGUAUCUCAAGGUUAUUAUGCACGGGAUGCCCUUGCAAAGAAUAUCUAUAACCGGCUGUUUAACUGGCUCGUUAGCAGGAUCAACGAGAGCAUCAAAGUCACAACGACCGAGCACAAGAAAGUGAUGGGUGUUCUGGAUAUUUAUGGCUUUGAGAUUUUUCAGAACAACAGCUUUGAGCAGUUCAUUAUCAAUUACUGUAACGAGAAGCUGCAGCAGAUCUUUAUCCUGCUGACCCUGAAAGAAGAACAAGAGGAGUACGUUCGGGAGGGCAUUGCAUGGACUCCUGUGGACUUCUUUGAUAACAGCAUCAUUUGUGACUUGAUCGAGGAUAGCAAAGGUGGGAUCUUGGCCAUGUUGGAUGAAGAGUGCCUUCGCCCAGGGGAGGUGAAUGAAGCCACAUUCCUAGCCAAACUCAACCAAGUAUUUAAAGAACACAAACGCUAUGAGAGCAGAGUCACCCAGAAUGCCAAACAUAUCAUGGAUACCAGCUUGCUUGCCAACUGCUUCCGUAUUCAUCAUUACGCUGGCAAAGUGACCUACAAUGUGACUGGAUUCAUAGAAAAGAACAACGACCUGCUUUACAGAGACCUGUCGCAAGCCAUGUGGAAGGCCAAGCACAAGCUGUUACACACCCUGUUCCCUGAAGGGGACCCUGAAAAAGUCUCACUCAAGCGUCCACCAACUGCAGGCUUCCAGUUCAAAGCUUCUGUGGUCACCCUCAUGAAGAACCUCUACUCCAAGAAGCCCAACUAUAUCAGGUGCAUCAAGCCCAAUGACACCAAGAAGGCUGCUAUGUUCACGGAUGCGCUGGUUCGGGCACAAGUGCGCUACCUUGGCCUGCUGGAGAACGUGCGAGUUCGAAGAGCUGGCUACGCCUAUCGGCAAGUCUAUGAACCAUGCCUGGAGCGCUACAAAAUGCUCUGCAAGGAGACCUGGCCACACUGGAACGGAAGAGCCAGAGAUGGUGUUCAAGCCCUCUUGGGCAGCCUGCCGAUUGACCCCAAGGAACUGGCAUAUGGACACACCAAGAUCUUCAUCCGCACCCCUGCUCUGCUUUUUGACUUGGAAGACCGACGUCAGCGGCGAGUGGGAGAGCUGGCUGCCCUGAUCCAAGCGACUUACCGGGCAUGGAAAUGCCGCAUGCUCUAUCAAAAGAUGCGCAAGAGCCAGAUCCUAAUCUCUGCCUGGUUCCGGGGCAAUGCACAAAAGAAGAAAUAUUCCAAGAUGAAGAUAUCAGCUGUUCUUAUCCAAGCCUAUGUCCGAGGUUGGAAGACACGAAAGGAGUACAAGAAGUAUUUCCGUUCUGGAGCCUCUUCCCGCAUCACCACUUUUAUCUACCAAAGUCUGGUGCAAAACUUUCUCUUGGCUCUGAAAAACAACUUGCCUUCCAUGACGGUGACAGACCGCACUUGGCCAACCGCUCCUUACACAUUUCUCACUGAUGCUAACCAAGAACUAAAGAAGAUCUUCCACCAUUGGCGGUGUAAGAAAUAUCGGGACCAGUUGUCACCGCAGAGAAAAGCAGCCCUCCAGGACAAGUUGUGCGCCAGCGAGCUGUUCCGGGACAAGAAAAGCUUGUACGCCAAGAGUAUCCCGCAGCCUUUCCGAGGGGAAUAUCUGGGCCUGAAAGAGAACUCCAAGUAUCGUAAGCUCCAGUCCACCACCGAUGGCAAGCUGGUUAUGGCAGACAACGUGAGGAAAGUCAACCGGGGCGAUGCAAAGGCCUCUCCUAGACUCUUCCUUCUCACCAAGAGUCAUGUGAUCCUGGCUGAUCCCAAGGUGGCUCAACCCAAAACUGUGAUCACCUUGAGCGACAUUGACAGUGUCUCCGUCAGCCGCUACUCGGAUGGGUUCUUCGUUUUGCACCUUAAAGAGACGUCCACAGCGGGCAGCAAAGGGGACUUCUUGCUGAUCAGUGACCACCUGAUCGAACUGGUCACCCGGCUCCACCAGACAGUACUGGAGACUACAAAGCAGAGACUGAAACUCCAAGUGACUGAUGAAUUUCUGGCGAAGUUCAAGCAAGGCAACAUCACUGUCAAGGUAGUGGAGACAGCUGAGAAACAGGGCACGGCGCCCAUCUGCAGGAAGAAAGGGAGCCGCAGGAUGGAGGUGUUGGUCCACUGA
Messenger RNA from Euleptes europaea (tarantolino), 3015 nucleotides. Its product is annotated as unconventional myosin-Ia-like. Gene Ontology annotation, biological process: vesicle transport along actin filament; actin filament organization; sensory perception of sound. Gene Ontology annotation, molecular function: microfilament motor activity; ATP binding; actin filament binding. The record is from RefSeq and is a predicted model, not a curated record. Lineage: Eukaryota; Metazoa; Chordata; Lepidosauria; Squamata; Sphaerodactylidae. The transcript is spliced from 26 exons. Bases 229 to 3015 code for a protein of 928 amino acids. Gene Ontology annotation, cellular component: cytoplasm; myosin complex; microvillus.